Messenger RNA from Haliotis rufescens (red abalone), 1906 nucleotides. Its product is annotated as tyramine beta-hydroxylase-like. The coding region runs from base 92 to 1795 and encodes 567 amino acids. Gene Ontology annotation, molecular function: dopamine beta-monooxygenase activity; copper ion binding. NCBI's taxonomy places the organism in Eukaryota, Metazoa, Mollusca, Gastropoda, Lepetellida, Haliotidae. The transcript has 10 exons. The record is from RefSeq and is a predicted model, not a curated record.
CUAUACCAGAAGUUCUGUCACACUGACAGGUGUGUUGCUGGUAUCAGACUGUGUUGGUUACACUGAAGUGUGUUCGGAAGGGAAUUCGUGCAUGAUGGCUCAUUUAAGGUUUCUGAUGCUGGUGAUAAUGAACUCAAGUUUGACGAUGGCUUACCAAAUGUUUAUGAAAAGGCUGCCAAAUGCGGACCAGGUUCCCCAUCCCUGUAAACUCCACCAUACAUGGCCGGGGGUGGGGCACAGGAAUCCUAAGGGUGGGGGGCAGAGAAAUCAGUUUGGUUUGGACUUUUUUGCGGCCGGUCAGAAAUGGACGCGAGCAUUGUGUGGUAAGGACUCUGAUGGUGACGGCAGGACAAACGGCAUGGAACUCGGAGAUCCAACAUGUGCCUGGAAGGAAGGAGUUAUACCAGACGUCACUUCCGGGAUAACACAUCCAGGAAUCUGUGACCCUUGGGGUGGUCCAGCUUGCAGUGCAGACAAUGCCUGGGUGUCUUGUGAGACUGAAGAAUUCAACUGCAGUGCCACUUCAGAGCCAGAAGUUCAAACGAGAACAUUAAGAUUCCCUCGAAUGAAGGUUCCCAGUACCGAGACGAAUUAUUUCUGCCAGACCUUUGACCUACCAGCUGACCGCGAUUAUCACCUCAUAGCGACUGAGCCAACAAUUGACAACAUCCAUGUAAUGCAUCACAUCCGACUGAUGGGCUGUAGGGAUGGUGUGCCUGAAAUCCACCAUCCCCGACAAUGUUAUAUGGCGGAGCGGGGCUGCAAUGACGUCAUCGGCUUGUGGACGGUGGGGCUGGCUGGCCAGUGUCUGUAUAAGGAAGCUGGUUUCAGGAUCGGUGCUUCCGGCUACAAGAGGGUGCUUCUGGAGCUACAUUGGAACAACCCGGAGAUGCGAGGCGACUACCACGACGCCUCUGGGUUAAAGAUCUACUUCACCCCUCGACUACGCCCAUACGAUGCGGGGAUCCUGUGGACGGGCCAGGAGCGUCUGUUGCUACCCCCGGGGGAGUCGAAAAUAGUUGUGCAGUCCACAUGCCCGUCUGAGUGUACCAAGCGCUACUUCUCCAAUCCCAUCUACAUCACCAACUCCCUGAAUCAUAUGCAUUACAUGGGAAUCUCUGAGAGUGUCGAACACCUGAGGAAGGGGAAGAGAUUACAGUACCUCACUAAUGAGGCCUUCUACACCUACGACAACCCCGUCAUUAACACGUUUGAUCCUCCAUUGGAGGUUCGCCCUGGGGAUGCCUUCAAAACAACCUGCGUGUAUCGCACCCUGUCUCGCCGGGUGACGACGAUGUGGGGGGAGGGGACAAAUGACGAGAUGUGCUACUCCCUGCUCAUGUUCUAUCCCAAAUCUGCCGUCUCCAACGUCUACUGCGACGGCUGGGGCGACUACAACUCCUGCAUGGUGGACCACGAUGGGCUUUACCGCGGCUGUCAUGUUGCCAAUUUCAAGAACCAAUCUCACCCGGAAACGCAGAAGAUUUACCACAAGGUUCUGAAACACUGCGACUACAAAUAUGGCGAAUGUCUACCAGAGUGCCCGGAUGUUCUCGCUGAAGUGAAGCAGCAUCCAUGUUUGCAAGGGGACCUAGGUGACAAAAUGUUGGAGGAAUUUAUUGAAGACGGCGGGGCGAGGCGCAUGAGGUUUGCGACUGCUCUUCGUUCCUGUGACUGUCCCCGAUUGUCCGAGUACCACGUGGGCAUGCAGGAUAUGACGUCAUCUAGCGGCCUUCGGCUCAUGCAGUCAUAUAUUACUGUGUUUGUGUUAGUACUGAACAGUCUUACACACUAGAGAACAGCUACCUUACUGAUUAUGUAUGUUCUACAGUGGAGUGAGUGAGUUGGGUUUAACGCUUCUUUUAACAGUAUUAGUUAUAUCACGGCGUGUCAGCUGUGGGAGGAA